This is a messenger RNA of Closterium sp. Naga37s-1, 4062 nucleotides long. Lineage: Eukaryota; Viridiplantae; Streptophyta; Zygnematophyceae; Desmidiales; Closteriaceae. The record is from the annotation of a GenBank genome assembly.
AUGCUUACAGCCAUUGUCUGGAUUAAUCGUUUUCAGUCUCGCAGGCCCUGUAAGCUUCAGGCGAAUGUUGGCUGGGCCAGCAGCACUCUCUUAUGUCGCACCAGCAGAUGGGCUCCAGCUUCCAUGUCUCGAGUGGCCCAAAUUCCAUCGGUUCAGUGCGGCAGCAGCAACCCCACCCCCCGCCGCGACGGCGCGAGCAUUUCCACCGCCUCCAGCCGCGCGGAAGACCUCGACGCAGCAACCGCCAAGCCCGGCCGCUCGGCCAGGGCUCGCAAGGAUGCUACUGACGAGGACAACGGCAGCGCUGUUGAGAAAUCCGACCCCAUUCGCCGACGCACCCGCGCGAGCAGCAGCAGUGGAGCUAAGGACAAGAAGAGCAAGACGGCUAAAGGUGACGGAGACGCGGAGGAGCAGGCGGACGCAGCGGCUGGGGGGGUGUCGGGGGGGGAGAGGAGGCGGAAGAGCAAGGCGGCGCUGAGCGAGAAUGAGAUUCGGCUGGCGCAGCUGCGGCAGGAGCUGCAGGCGGCGCUGGAGGAGCGGCAACGCCUCGCCGCGUUGCUGCAAGGGAAGGCGGAACCGGAGGAGACGGCAGCUGCGCAGGUCACGCGCACGCCUGUGGGAGCGGGGGAGGCGGCCGCAGCAGCAGCGGUGCGGAAGGCGUCCGCGGAAAGGGCGCGGGACGAGUCCUUGGCGCUGAAGAAGGAGCGCGAGGCGCUGAGAGCGGUGCAGGCGGCGGAGAAGGCGGAAGAGGAAGCUGCGCAGGCGCGCGAGCGGGAAGAGGCCGCGGCGGGGAUGCGCGAAGUCGCAGCGUCGCGCGCGCGCGCUGACGCAGAGGCGAAGGCUGCGGAAGAAACAGCGGCGAUGGCGAGUCGUGAAGCGGCCGCACGGGCAAGGGAGGUUGCAGAGGCGCGCGCGAGGGCGGAAGCCUUAGCGAGGCAGCGAGCAGAGGCGGAGGCGAAGGCGCGGGCGGAAUCAGCGAAAAUGGUGGAGCUGCCGCGGCAAGAGCAGCUGCGGAAGCUGCAGCAGGAUCACGAGUUCAUCGCCGCGAAAAUGUUCUUCUACCCCGGGCAGGUGGAGCCGGGCAAGCCCGUCGAAAUCUUCUUCCACCGCCCGGCGAGCGUGCUGAAGGACAAGUCGGGCGUGAACGUGGUGGGCGCGUUCAACAACUGGCAGUGGCAGCCGUUCAAAGCGGAACUCAAACCGUCCGCCGAGGUGCCCAACGACUGGUGGACGUGCCGCAUCCACGUCCCGGAAGAGGCGUAUCAGGUGGACUUCGUGUUCCACAGCACGGACAACGUGUACGAGAACAAUGGCGGGCAGGACUUCUACAUCGCCGUGACUGGCGGCAUGGGCGAGGCGGAGUUCGAGACCAUGCUUAACGAGCGCAAGCGGGAGGAGGCGGAGCGGGAGGCCGCGGAGGAGGCGGAGCGGGAGAGGCGCGCGGCGGAGGAGCGCAGGGUGGCGAAGCUGAAGGCGCAGCAGGAGGCGGAGCGGAAGCAGGCGCGCGACAUGGCGAAUGACACGCGGAACCGGCUGGGGGAGAUGCGGCGCACGUGUGGCACGAGUCUUCAGGGCGUGUGGCGCGUGGAGGAGGUGGGGGGGACGGAGGGGGGUGAGCGCGUUGUGCGGCUGCUGUAUAACAGGGCGGGGCGACCGCUGGCGCGGAGUGGCGCGGUGUGGGUGCACGGGGGGGUGAACGGGUGGCAGGACGGGCUGUCCGCCACGGGCGAGCUGAAACCAGAUAACCAGGAGAACGGCGACUGGUGGUCCGUGCAGUGUGAGUGCCCCUCCCCCUCUCUUUUCACCUGCAGUGUAGCCUCUUCCGUCAGGCCGCAAUGCGUCUCAUUCAUACCUUCCCCUCCUCCGUCCCCCUCCCGUUCGUCUUCCUCCUACCUCCCUUCCCUCAUCCCCCGGUCCCCCCUUCGUUCCCGACUCCCUCAAUGGCGGAAGGACUGGUUAGCGGAGCGCCUCCUUUCCCCGUUCCGCUCGAAACUAGCCUACAGCAUCUCACCCCGCCAUCCUCCCUCCAUGCUCCCCUCAUUCACCCCCUAUUCCACCCCCAUCCCCUCCCCUCAUUUUCUUCCCCCAGUGACGCUGCCGGCGGACGCAGUGGUGCUGAACUGGGUGAUGGCGGACGGGGCGGUGGGCGCGGCGGGGGCGUACGACAACAACGGGCGCAAGGACUUCGCCGCCAGCGUGGGCAGCGACGAGGAGACGAGGAAGCUGUUUGACGACCUGGAGGAGCGCCUGCUGGCCAAGCUCGAGAGGGAACGCAUUGAACGCGAGGAGCGCGAGGCCCAGGAGGAGGCUCGGCGUUUGGAGGCGAAGCGGGCGAUGAAGCGGCGCACGAUGGAAACCUUCCUGCAGUCGCAGGCACAUGUGUUCUUCACGGAGCCCGCUGAGCCGCGUGCCGGGGAGACGGUGCGCGUGUUCUACAACCCCCAGAACACCGUGCUGCAUGGGCGGCAGGACGUGUGGAUGCGUGGGUCCUUCAACCGCUGGACCCACCGCACGGGGUGCUUCCUCCCCGUGCACAUGCGCCCCGCCUCCAACGGCAUGCACCUGGUCGGCGAGGUGACCGUCCCCCACGAUGCAUUCAUAAUGGACCUGGUGUUCAUGGACAGCAGCGACCCCAACGUGGCGGCAUACGACAACAGGGGUGGGCUGGACUACCACGUGCCCAUUGUCGCCAGCACCACCAAGGAGCCGCCUCUCUACAUCGUGCAUGUUGCCCUCGAGAUGGCUCCCAUCGCCAAGGUGGGGGGUCUGGGCGACGUGGUGACGUCGUUGUCGCGGGCCAUCCUGGAGCUGGGGCACAAGUCGGAGGUCAUUCUGCCCAAAUACGACGUCCUCAAAUACGACUGCAUCCAGGACCUGCAGGACCGGGGGUCGUUUGCAUGGGGCGGCACCAACUGGCGCAUGUGGUUUGGCUACGUGGAGGGCAUCGGCGUGCACUUCCUUGAACCCGAGAGCGGCAUAUUCUGGGUGAACUGCAUCUACGGGCGCAAGGACGACGGGGACCGCUUUGGCACGUUCUGCAACGCUGCGCUUGAGAUGCUCGUGCAGACCGGCAGGCAGCCGGACAUCCUACACUGCCACGACUGGUCGUCCGCCCCGGUGGCAUGGCUGCACGCGGAGAGCUACAAGCAGUACGGGCUGGGCAAUGCGCGCACCGUGUUCACCAUCCACAACCUUGAGUUCGGCCAGGCGCUCAUCGGCCGCGCCAUGGCUGCCUGCAACAUGGCCACCACUGUAUCGCCAACAUACGCGUGGGAGAUCGGGGGCCACGGGGCGGUGGCAGCGCACCGGGGCAUGUUCCACGGCAUCCUCAACGGCAUCGACCCCGACAUUUGGGAUCCCAUGACCGACCGCUUCCUGCCGAUGCGGUACUCAGCGGAGGAGGUGGUGGAGGGCAAGCGAGCGGCCAGGGACGAGCUGCGGCGGCGGCUGAACCUGGCGUUUGACGACCGCCCCGUUGUGGGCAUUGUGACGCGGCUCACGGCACAGAAGGGCAUCCACCUCAUCAAACACGCCAUCUGGCGCACCCUCGACCGCGGCGGCCAGGUGGUGCUGCUGGGGUCAGCACCUGACCCGCGGGUGCAAAGCGAGUUUGAGCACCUGGCGGGGCAGCUGAACAACUCGCACAACAACAUGCAGCGCCUCUGCCUCAACUACGACGAGCCCCUCAGCCACCUGAUCUAUGCGGGGUGCGAUAUGAUUCUGGUGCCAUCCAUUUUUGAGCCCUGUGGCCUCACGCAGCUCAUCGCCAUGCGCUACGGUGCCGUGCCCGUCGUGCGCAAGACAGGAGGGUUGAACGACACGGUGUUUGACGUGGACAACGACCACGACAGGGCCAGGGCGCAGGGCAAGGACGUCAACGGCUUCUCCUUUGAGGGCGCCGAUGCCGCCGGCCUCGACUAUGCCCUCGACAGAGCCAUAUCUGGGUGGUAUGACGGACGUGAGUGGUGGAAUGGGUUGGCCAAGCGGGUCAUGGAGCAGGACUGGACUUGGAACAGACCGGCGCUCGACUAUCUCGAGCUCUACUAUGGCGCUAGGAAAUGA